Molecule: messenger RNA, 542 nt
Organism: Halteromyces radiatus
Lineage: Eukaryota; Fungi; Mucoromycota; Mucoromycetes; Mucorales; Cunninghamellaceae
Exons: 2
Coding region: 27-542 (171 amino acids)
Source: RefSeq, a predicted model, not a curated record
UUUAUUUCUCUUAUUAUUCAAUCAUCAUGUAUUUUGAAAAUGGUAAUCGUAGAAAUACAAUGAUUUCUGCUUAUUCAUCUUCAUCACAAACAUCUAUAAGGAUCAAAUUAAUAUGGAGACAAGUCUCUAAUGUAUUUCGAAAUUCAUCAGGCAAACGAUCAUCAGUUAUGAAUAGUAACAGAACAUCAUCAUCAGCAGCAGAAUCAGCACCAGUAUCAGCAUUAUCAUUAUCAUCUUCAUCGUCAUCAUCAUUGUCAACGCGAUCAUCUAUGGAAACAUCACCAAAUACGUCAAGGGCAAAUCAACGUCACCAUCAUGUACGAAAAAAACAAUGGAUAGAUAGGAAUAGUGCCAUCUCAGAUAUUACGAUACCUCCUUUCAGUCCCACGUAUUGUAAACCGAAUGAAUUUCCAUAUUCCAAUUUUUAUAUCAAACUACCCAAUGGUAAAUGGAUGGUUCGUUAUCGAUCUGGUAAUCGUGAUAUUCUUCGUACUGAUCAAUUCGAAGAUGACGUACUGAAACCAGCGGAUGCCAAAGGAUGA